AUGCAAGUCGCCUUGAUCACCGGUGGAGCCAGCGGCAUCGGCCUCGCCGUCGCCAAAGCAUUAACCGAUCGAGGCAACUGGACCAUCCACAUCGUCGAUCGAGACGCGCAGCGUGGUUCACAAACGGCCCAAGAUCUCCCCAACACAACAUACCACCAAGCCGACAUCACCGACUACGCCGACCUGGCAAACACAUUCGACCACAUCUUCACGAGCAGCGGUCGACGCCUGGAGUUUGUCUUCGCCAACGCGGGCAUCAUCGAGCGCACCAACUUCUACGAGAAGAAGCAGCCCGCCGCGACAGCGCCACAGCCGCCGGAUCUGCGCACCAUCCAGGUCAACCUGAACGGUGCCAUCUACACGACCCACCUCGCUCUCCACUACUUCCGCCUCUCCCCCGCCAACGGACACGGCGCUAGUCUGCUCAUGACUGCCAGCUGUGGGGGGCUUUACCCCUCGCAUUACUCGCCUCUUUAUACUGCCUCGAAAUACGGCGUGGUGGGGUUCAUGCGCUCAGUAGCCAAUGCCUGUUUUCGCGAGGGCAUUCGAAUCAACGCCUUGUGUCCCGGGAUCGUCCAGACCAAUUUAGUAGACGCACAAGGGUGGUCCGGGUUCCCGCCCAAUCUCUUCAUCCCAGUGGCUCAGGUCGCUGAAGUGGUCCUCGCUUUGGUCGACGGCGGGGAGAUGGUCGAUGCCACUGGGAAGCGCGUGUCGGAGGCAUAUGGCUGUGCGGUCGAACUCUCGGGGUCCAAAUACUAUUUUCGGGAACAGCCCGCGUACUGUGAUGCUGAGAUGGAGGAGGUGAUGCGGGCGACUGUGCUCGAUAACCAAGUGGGGGCUGUGUUAAAUGGCUAG
This is a messenger RNA of Aspergillus campestris IBT 28561, 855 nucleotides long. RefSeq names its product NAD(P)-binding protein. The record is from RefSeq and is a predicted model, not a curated record. Gene Ontology annotation, cellular component: cytoplasm. Bases 1 to 855 code for a protein of 284 amino acids. The transcript has 3 exons. NCBI's taxonomy places the organism in Eukaryota, Fungi, Ascomycota, Eurotiomycetes, Eurotiales, Aspergillaceae. Gene Ontology annotation, molecular function: oxidoreductase activity, acting on the CH-OH group of donors, NAD or NADP as acceptor.